Messenger RNA from Paraphaeosphaeria sporulosa, 368 nucleotides. RefSeq lists its product as uncharacterized. The record is from RefSeq and is a predicted model, not a curated record. Bases 67 to 336 code for a protein of 89 amino acids. The transcript has a single exon. Lineage: Eukaryota; Fungi; Ascomycota; Dothideomycetes; Pleosporales; Didymosphaeriaceae.
CCAGCGUGUUGCUAUUAUGGGCCGCAACUGGCUGCCCACAAAUGAGCCGCCCGCGCGGAUGAUGACAUGUUUCAGCGCGUUUGCUUGCUUGCUGCCGGGCAGUCUGCGUGCGCGCCGCCUCAGUGCGCCGCUGCUGCUGCUGCCGCUGCCGCCAGGCACCGCCGGGCCCUGCGCAGUGCUCUCAGGUUCCUGAGCAGCGCAGGUGUGCCGCUAGAAUCGUCCUUCGAUAGGCAGGCCGAUGUGAUUCGAGGGCCAGGCGACGCCCACCUCUUUUCGGACACAUGCCGAUCCCGCACAGCGGGGUCAAAGCGCCGCUGCGCUGUGCAUCACGAUUGACACGGGACCCCGAGCGGAGGCCGCGAGCCUGG